Messenger RNA from Humulus lupulus (European hop), 3159 nucleotides. RefSeq names its product L10-interacting MYB domain-containing protein-like. The transcript is spliced from 2 exons. NCBI's taxonomy places the organism in Eukaryota, Viridiplantae, Streptophyta, Magnoliopsida, Rosales, Cannabaceae. The record is from RefSeq and is a predicted model, not a curated record. The coding region runs from base 489 to 998 and encodes 169 amino acids.
UGGAGAUUCAACCUUAAGUUAGCCUCUACACCUCCUUGGCUUACUCCUCCUCAAACCCUUAGGCAAUCUAAUAAGUUUCAUUUGCUAAGAUAAAUAAGAAUAAAAACCAAAGAAAAGAAAAAAGGUCACUUACCCAGCAAGGCUAAGGAGGAAGAAUUUAGAGAGAAGACAGAAUCUGAGUGGUGGUGUCAUUCUUCUGUGACUUUUAAGAAGAAAAAUUCAUUAAGGCAUUUAAGUAAACCAUUACAGCCCAAUCCAAAACACAUCCAAUUACCAUAAUAUCCUACCAAGCCAGCCACAACCGCUUCAUCAAGCACAAUAAGUUUCCAUUCCAAACCUAAAAAACCCCCCAACAUUAGUGUUAAUAAAGGAUUAACUUAAUAUUAUUCAAAUUCUGAUUUUAAUAAUGUUCUUGAAAUGGUUGUUUCUUUAGGAAUAGUCUUAUAUUUGCAUUUAGAAUUCUUAUUGAAUCUUUAGGUCUUACCUAGAUGGCAGGUGUUGAUAAUGAAGUUCUUAUUAUUGAGAAUAAUGAUGAGGCUUCUGUUUGGAUUCAAAAGCAUGAAGAAAUUUUCAUUGAACUUAUGGAAGAAGAAGUCUUAAAGGAAAAUAAGAAUACCACAACCUUUACCAAGCAAUCAUGGAAAUAUAUAGGGGAAGAGCUUUGUGGACGAGCAAAAAGAAAUUAUAGUGAUAUGCAACUAAGGAACAAAUACAAUCAAUUAAAGCAAAAGCAUAAAGAUUUUAAGUUUUUACUGAAGGAGACUGGUAUGGGAUACAAUGCAGUGACUGGAGAAGUUAGUGCGACAGAUGAAGUUUGGGAUAAACUUCUUCGGGUUAACAAGUCUGCUAAAAGAUUUAGAAAGAAAGGUUGUAAGUUUUAUGAGAAAUUAUGCACUAUCUUUGGUGAUACUACUGCAAAUGGUUCCAAUGCUCAUCCUUCAACUCGAAGUCCUUCUAAUGAUGAUGAUGCCGUCGAUAAGUCCUUCUACUAUGAAUGAAGAAAGUGGUUUUGAUGAGGAUGGUAACAAAAGAAGAGGUAAAUCAACAGCCACUUCGAACUCUCGAUCAGUAAAAAGAGCAAAGUUCUCAUCAGCUUUGGCAGAUGCACUGGCAACAUAUAAUGAAACUGCAAAGCGAAAGACAGAAUUGAUAGAGAGAUCAAUGGCAACAUCUGCAUCACAUUACUUAUUGGAUGAGAGUGUUGAAGCUCUUAAUCAAAUUGAUGGAAUUAGUGGAGAAGUAUACGCAAAAGUUAUUGAGGAGCUUGAGAACGAGGUGUCCAGAGCAUUGUUUCUAAAGAUGUCAGAGCAUAGAAGAAUAAAUUGGUUGCCGAAUUUGAAGUGAAAAAGUUUAGACUUUGUUUAGCUAUGAACAAGAUGACUUUAUUUAGCUAUUAACUUUAGUUUUGUUUAGCUUUUGAUUGGAUGACUUUGUUAAGCUAUUAACAAAGUCAUCCAGUCAAUAGCUAAUAAAGUCAUCCAGUCAAUAGCUUUUGAUUGGAUGACUUUGUUAAGCUAUUUACUGGAUGACUUUAUUAGCUAUUAACUGGAUGACUUUGUUAAUAGCUUAACAAAGUCAUCUAAUCAAAAGCUAAACAAAACUAAAGUUAAUAGCUAAAUAAAGUCAUCUUGUUCAUAGCUAAACAAAGUCUAAACUUUUUCACUUCAAAUUCAGCAACCAAUCUAUUCUUCUAUGCCCUGGCAUCUUUAGAAACAAUGCUCUGGACACCUCAUUCUCAAGCUUCUCAAUAGCUUUUGCGAAUACUUCUCCACUAAUUCCAUCAAUUUGAUUAAGAGCUUCAACACUCUCAUCCAAUAAGUAAUGUGAUGCAGAUGUUGCCAUUGAUCUCUCUAUCAAUUCUGUCUUUCGCUUUGCAGUUUCAUUAUAUGUUGCCAGUGCAUCUGCCAAAGCUGAUGAGAACUUUGCUCUUUUUACUGAUCGAGAGUUCGAAGUGGCUGUUGAUUUACCUCUUCUUAUGUUACCAUCCUCAUCAAAACCACUUUCUUCAUUCAUAGUAGAAGGACUUAUCGACGGCAUCAUCAUCAUUAGAAGGACUUCGAGUUGAAGGAUGAGCAUUGGAACCAUUUGCAGUAGUAUCACCAAAGAUAGUGCAUAAUUUCUCAUAAAACUUACAACCUUUCUUUCUAAAUCUUUUAGCAGACUUGUUAACCUACAUGAAAUGAAAUUAUAUUGAUAAAAUAUACUAAUACCUAUCAAAAUAAAUCAAGCAUAAAAUCCAUUUUUACCCGAAGAAGUUUAUCCCAAACUUCAUCUGUCGCACUAACUUUUCCAGUCACUGCAUUGUAUCCCAUACUAGUCUCCUUCAGUAAAGACUUAAAAUUUUUAUGCUUUUGCUUUAAUUGAUUGUAUUUGUUCUUUAGUUGCAUAUCACUAUAAUUUCUUUUUGCUCGUCCUCAAAGCUCUUCCCCUAUAUAUUUCCAUGAUUGCUUGGUAAAGGUUGUGGUAUUCUUAUUUUCCUUUAAGACUUCUUCUUCCAUAAGUUCAAUGAAAAUUUCUUCAUUCUUUUGAAUCCAAACAGAAGCCUCAUCAUUAUUCUCAAUAAUAAGAACUUCAUUAUCAACACCUGCCAUCUAGGUAAGACCUAAAGAUUCAAUAAGAAUUCUAAAUGCAAAUAUAAGACUAUUCCUAAAGAAACAACCAUUUCAAGAACAUUAUUAAAAUCAGAAUUUGAAUAAUAUUAAGUUAAUCCUUUAUUAACACUAAUGUUGGGGUUUUUUAGGUUUGGAAUGGAAACUUAUUGUGCUUGAUAAAGCGGUUCUGGCUGGCUUGGUAGGAUCUUAUGGUAAUUGGAUGUGUUUUGGAUUGGGCUGUAAUGGUUUACUUAAAUGCCUUAAUGAAUUUUUCUUCUUAAAAGUCACAGAAAAAUGACACCACCACCACUCAGAUUCUAUCUUCUCUCUAAAUUCUUCCUCCUUAGCCUUGCUGGGUAAGUGACCUUUCUUCUUUUCUUUGGUUUUUAUUCUUAUUUAUCUUAGCAAAUGAAACUUAUUAGCAUAAUGAAAUUUUAUUUAAUUAUUAUUUUACAAAUUUCAUGAUAACUCUUUUGCAAAAUUGUGUAUUGUUGGUGUAAGCUACAGCUCCCCAAUACAUGGAUCAACAAUAAGAAAACUUUCCACUUAUUGUAUCUUCUUACUUAAA